Molecule: messenger RNA, 547 nt
Organism: Dentiscutata heterogama
Lineage: Eukaryota; Fungi; Glomeromycota; Glomeromycetes; Diversisporales; Gigasporaceae
Source: the annotation of a GenBank genome assembly
UGGGUCGCACGGAACCAUUCCCACGCAUACACCCAAAACGCCCAACUGCAAGCCUGGUUUCCAAGAAGGUGCUAACGUCGGUGAUUGGACAGAUUAUAAUUCAAUCAGGAAUUCAAUUUUUAGUUCUCAUAAUUAUACACAAUCAAUCAUGACAGUUAUAAAAAAUUUUGAAAACUCGAUAUUAUUUUUAUUAUCUUGUUUUCAAUACAUUAUUAUCGCAGCGGUAUUUAGUGUUGGACCUCCAUAUAGAAAAUCGAUGAUCACAAAUGUUCCAUUUAUAAUCACGACAGCCUUUUUUACUCUCCUCACUGCAGUAAUCCUUAUAUCACCUUCAAGUGUUUUCAUAAACCUUCUAGAGCUUGAGAACAUUGAUUACACCUUUCGAUGGUAUCUAUUGGCUAUUGUAAUAGCUGACUUUUUUAUUUCAUUAUUUAUGGAGAAAUACGCUUUCGAUGUCAUUUCGCGAUGGAUAGGUACUGGUAGAGCCAAGUCUGACAAAAAAAUGUUUAAAAAAAUAUUAGCCGAAAUGGACGCUAAAGAGCUAUAA